AUGAUUAGAAGUCGAUCUAAAAGUCCACGACGCCUGUCUCCAUCUUCCAGGGGUGCAAACUGUGAUGUAGAACUUUUGAAGACAACAAGAGAUCGUGAAGAACUUAAAUGCAUGCUGGAAAAGUAUGAGCGUCAUUUGGCAGAAAUUCAGGGUAAUGUCAAGGUUCUGACAUCUGAGAGAGACAAGACUUUUCUUCUUUAUGAACAGGCACAGGAAGAAAUUGCCCGACUUAGGCGAGAAAUGAUGAAAAACUGUAAGUCUCCUAAGUCGACAACAGCGCAUGCUAUCCUCAGGCGAGUGGAGACGGAAAGAGAUGUAGCAUUUACUGAUUUACGAAGAAUGACCACAGAACGAGACAGUCUGAGGGAAAGGCUAAAGAUCGCUCAGGAGACAGCAUUUAAUGAGAAAGCUCACUUGGAACAAAGAAUAGAGGAGCUGGAGUGUACAGUUCAUAAUCUUGAUGAUGAACGUAUGGAACAAAUGUCAAACAUGACUUUGAUGAAGGACACCAUAACCACUGUGGAAAAAGAAAUGAAAUCACUAGCAAGAAAGGCCAUGGAUACUGAGAGUGAGCUUGGCAGACAAAAAGCAGAGAAUAAUUCCUUGAGACUUUUAUAUGAAAACACCGAAAAAGAUCUUUCUGACACUCAGCGACAUCUUGCUAAGAAAAAGUAUGAACUACAACUCACUCAGGAGAAAAUUAUGUGUUUGGAUGAAAAAAUUGAUAAUUUUACAAGGCAAAGUAUUGCUCAGCGAGAAGAAAUCAGCAUUCUUGGUGCCACACUCAACGAUAUGGCUAAAGAAAAAGAAUGCCUGCAAGCAUGUUUGGAUAAAAAAUCUGAGAAUAUUGCAUCCCUUGGAGAGAGUUUGGCAAUGAAAGAAAAGACCAUUUCAGGCAUGAAGAAUAUCAUUGCUGAGAUGGAACAGGCAUCAAGACAGUCUACUGAAGCUCUAAUUAUGUGUGAACAAGACAUUUCCAGAAUGCGUAGACAACUGGAUGAAACAAAUGAUGAGCUGGCUCAGAUUGCCAGGGAAAGAGAUAUCUUGGCUCAUGACAAUGAUAAUCUCCAGGAGCAGUUUUCUAAAGCUAAACAAGAAAACCAGGUGUUAACCAAAAAAUUGAAUGAUACUCAUAAUGAACUAAAUGACAUAAAACAGAAGGUCCAAGACACCAAUCUGGAAGUUAACAAGCUGAAGAAUAUAUUAAAGUCUGAAGAAUCUGAGAAUCGACAAAUGAUGGACCAACUACGAAAAGCCAAUGAAGAUGCUGAAAACUGGGAAAAUAAGGCCCGUCAAGCAGAGGCAGACAACAACACCCUCAAAUUGGAACUCAUCACUGCAGAGGCAGAGAAUAACAGAUUGAAAGAAAAAGUAGAUGCACUCAAUAGAGAAGUUGAGCAACACUUAAAUGCAGAAAGGUCAUAUAAGUCCCAGAUUUCUACAUUACAUAAGUCUGUUGUAAAGAUGGAAGAGGAGCUUCAGAAGGUUCAGUUUGAAAAAGUUUCUGCUCUUGCAGAUUUGUCUUCCACAAGGGAACUCUGUAUUAAACUUGACUCAAGCAAAGAACUUCUUAAUAGACAGCUAAUUGCUAAAGAUCAAGAAAUCGAAAUGAUGGAGAAUGAGUUAGAUUCUGCUCGUUCUGAAAUAGAACUUCUCAGGAGUCAGAUGACAAAUGAGAGAAUCUCCAUGCAGAAUCUAGAAGCUUUGCUGGUGGCCAAUCGAGACAAAGAAUAUCAGUCUCAGAUAGCGCUUCAAGAAAAAGAAUCUGAAAUACAACUUCUUAAAGAACACCUUUGUUUGGCAGAAAAUAAAAUGGCCAUCCAAAGUAGAGAUGUGGCCCAGUUCAGAAAUGUAGUAACACAGCUAGAGGCUGAUUUGGAUAUUACCAAAAGACAACUUGGGACAGAGCGCUUCGAAAGGGAAAGAGCUGUACAAGAACUUCGCCGCCAAAAUUAUUCAAGUAAUGCAUACCACAUGAGUACUACAAUAAAGGCGAAUACCAAAUGUCAUUCACCAGACCGUGCUCACCAUCGAUCCCCAGAUCGGGGCCUUGAUCGAUCAUUGGAAGAGUAA
This is a messenger RNA of Elephantulus edwardii (Cape elephant shrew), 2073 nucleotides long. RefSeq names its product testis specific, 10 (gene TSGA10). Lineage: Eukaryota; Metazoa; Chordata; Mammalia; Macroscelidea; Macroscelididae. The record is from RefSeq and is a predicted model, not a curated record. The transcript has 15 exons. Bases 1 to 2073 code for a protein of 690 amino acids.